Molecule: messenger RNA, 1395 nt
Organism: Phytophthora infestans T30-4
Lineage: Eukaryota; Oomycota; Peronosporomycetes; Peronosporales; Peronosporaceae
Exons: 3
Coding region: 121-1395 (424 amino acids)
Source: RefSeq, a predicted model, not a curated record
GGCGCGCAUACAGAGACGCCGGAGCAGGCAGGAAGAGGACUGACCGACGCAGCGGGUCGACAGAGGGACAGAGAGACAACAGGCCAUACAGACACAUAUCACACGAAACACAGGAGCAGAAUGAGCCGCGAGGAGCGCAAGAUGGCGCAGAUCAUCGCUAGUAUCGAGCGCAUGGAACAGGAGGCGCGCGCAUCAGGGGACGACUCGAACCGGACACAGGACGCGAAUGACUUGCUCAGACAGGGCGGUCGCGGCAGGAAGAGUAAGAAAGGAAAGAUCGUCGGCUUUAAGACCAAGCCUGGCAAGAAGCUUACGGUGACGGCCGUCGGAGGGGGAGCCAGGACUCCGUUUGAGCGUAAACUGACGCCCAAGAAGCGCUGGAUCCAGCUUUGGAACGCCCAGUUGGAUACACUUAAGGAAAAAGACGCCAGUAGCUCGUCUGAUGAACCGGAUGCCGAAGUCGAGAAUGAGACGUCUGCGGUCGCCACGUCGCCCGUGUCAGAGGUCAAAGUGACUCCUGCUGCGCCUCCUGCGCCGCUCGUUAUUGAUGAACCGAUGGUGAAGGUACCGGAGAUCCCAGAAAAUGUGACAGAGAACAAAUCGCAGGAAAUGAGCACACAGCAACAGAUUACAGAGCCUCUACGUGUGAAGACGCCGUUGAACAAUGAGUCGUCGCACUUGUCCCCUCCGCUGGAGCGGAACAGCCCCACCACUACAGCGUCGAUUAGUCCGUCGGCCAAGGUCAAGGACAGCGAUACUCCAAACAACAACACAGCAGCCGCUGCGGCGGCGGCAGCCAAGUUCCCCCCCGCGGCCUCUGAACAGGACAAACCCGUGACUGAGAAAAAGGAGCUUUCGAGAAGGGACUCAGCCCCCAGAUUGGAGAGGAAGAGCAGUAGUAGUAGCAGUGUGGGCAAAGGAGAGGAUAGUUGUCGGAGGGAUACAUCAGAGCGCUAUCAAGACAGAGGGAGAAAACGCAGCUUGGAGAUCACGGAACAGCUGCCCAUGUCUGAGGAAGCCAAGCGGCGAGCUGAGCGGAGGAGGAAGCGCAGAUCGAACUGGGAUGUGGGCGAUCCGCGCAAAGGAGGCAGCCCUGUCGCCGACCCACCUGUCAGUGCCGCUGCCGCAGCGGCGAACCAACAGUCUUUCGCCAAGUAUCCAUCCAACCGGCCGUCGUGGCGUCAUAGUCAGAGCAUGAUGGACAUGAAGCCGCAAUUUCAGAGCGGUCACCGCCCCUCAAGCUUCUACAACAACGGACCGAGCAGCAGCUCAGGGAGUCGAAGAGGCUUCUAUCAUUCGAGUUCACUGCCUCAGGAUCGCUCUCGAAGCGCAGGGCGCUCAUCAUCAACGCGAUACAGCUACGGCAAGAGCAGCAACAGCGGCAACUACAGGUGA